This is a messenger RNA of Physella acuta, 4239 nucleotides long. RefSeq lists its product as uncharacterized. Gene Ontology annotation, cellular component: nucleus. Gene Ontology annotation, molecular function: DNA-binding transcription factor activity; DNA binding. Lineage: Eukaryota; Metazoa; Mollusca; Gastropoda; Physidae. The record is from RefSeq and is a predicted model, not a curated record. Gene Ontology annotation, biological process: circadian rhythm; regulation of DNA-templated transcription.
UUAUGUGAGACAGGUCGUAGUGAAGGCACGAUUGAACCACCCUUCUUUUUAUACCAAGUAAAUUGUGAUUUAUUUGCAAUAAACUCAUAUAAAAUAGAGAUGUUAGCUUGUGAUUCACCAAUCAACUUCAGUGCCCUCAAAGAAAGUUUCUCACGAUUUAGAACCGAGGUAUACCCCGAGGCUAGAGACCUGAGCAAAUACUCCAGGAUGUACACAGAAGGUGACGCCAAGGACAAAACCAACAAACGCAGCUCCCCGCCGCCCUCUCAUGGACCGGCGCCCCUCUCCCUCACCCACGGCUCCGAGGCGCCCCCCGCGCCCUGUAGCGAACAGCUCCCCCCGGCCUCUGCGGCCCAAGCCCACUCGGGGCAUAGCUCCCCCCAGCAGUCGCCAUCUUCACUGUCGCCCCACUCAGGGAGCCAUCAGUACAGAUCCGAGCCGCAGAGCCAACCCCCGGCCCACCAACCCACUGCCCAUCCAGCCCACCAACAGCCAGCCCACCAACAGCCGGCCCACCAACAGCCGGCACAGCGGUAUAAAGAUUCCGAAAACCCUGAAACACAACACAACAGUGAUUCUGAUUCCUCCAGCGUUAUGGGCCUUGAUGGAAAUAGAAGGUUCCGGGAAUUCGUGCCCGACGAGCAGAAAGACAACCUGUACUGGGAGAAGAGACGUAAAAACAACGAGGCGGCCCGGAAGUCACGAGAGAAGCGCCGGAUGCACGACAUGGUCCUAGAGGGCCGCAUCAACAGUCUCGAGGACGACAACACCAAGCUGCGCCGAGAGCUGCUUGCGCUCAAGAAAAAAUUCCUGCCCGACAGCUUUUCGCAGGAACCCCCGGAAGAGGACACUUCCCGUAGUAUGAACGAUUCGCCUCCCCCGGCGCCCAAUCAGCUGUCGCCACAUAUCAACCCCAGCAGCCACGCCCCACACGUGACCCUGCCGUACAACUCCCCGCCCCCUCUGUUGUCCGUAGCAGGCGCCAUGCAGAUGGGAGUCGCCAUGUACUCUAACAACACCCGGCCCUAUUUCCUGCCGGAGCCUUCUCGCCACGAAACGGGGAUGAAGCCGUCACCGUUACCACCCGCCCACGCCCACCAUCUCCUGCACCACCACCACCAACACCCCAGCCAGAACCACCAGCAGGCCUACAAUCUUGAGAUGCUCAAACACGACCCCAUAGAAGAAGGCGAGAUCCGCCCGCGGGAGAGAAGCAACAGCAACAUUGAACGUCGACCCAACUUCCCUCUUGAACCUCCAGACGCCUCUCUCCUCCGCCGGGCCAGCGUCGGCAACUACGCCCAGUACCGGUCUCCUCUAAGCCCAAACAACUCUCAGCUCAACCACCACCACUACCCCAACUCCCCGGCCAACCCCAGCCACUACCUCCCGCGUUGCUAUGACAACGUCUCCCACUGGGCCCAGCGCUCGCCCCUCUCCAGCCACAGCAGUGACGACAACUACGACGAGCCGCUGCAGCUGACGGUCCGACGCGACAGCAACAUCAGCGCCAACAGCCACAACGCUCAAGACGACAGCAGCAUGGACUCGGAGCAAAGCGCCACCCCCUGCGACAAACUCCCGUCAUCCAUCAGCCCGCCCGCCUCCUCCUUCCCCCUGAAACUCCGCCACAAACUUCCUCAACACGACGUCACCUACGCCAAAGAUUUAUUCCCCAACCUGGCCUCGGCGGCAGCCGUCACCCCUUCAUCCUACACCCCUCACCCUUUCAUGAAUGGACUCGCCCACCUCUCCGACAUGGCCCUCACCCAACCCAACCCUCUCUCCCUCGUCAAAUCCGACAGCCCGUCAAUAUACCGCCACCGGAAAGAACGCGUCGGAUCUCGUCGGAACCCGACGGACACGAAAUACCUGGACCCAAAAUAUUUAGAACGCCGUCGUAGGAACAACGAGGCGGCUCGCAAAUGUCGGGAGAACCGAAAAACUUUGACCAAAAUCCGCGAAGCCAAGUCCGACUACCUGGAGACGGAGAACAGCAAGUUGAGGGAUGAGCUGAACAGCCUGCAGGAGGAGAUGAAACAGCUGAGGGAGCUCAUCGAGAAGAAGCGUCUGGAACAAGGCAUCAAAGAGGAACCCAGCUCGGAGUCGUGAAGGCUUUCUAGAACUGCAGGGCCAUAAACUGUUCCAAAAUAAAAAGUGGUGGUUGUAUCUUUAGCAGUACCAGAAAAGUGGUAUUUAUCAUUAACUGCUUCAGAAAAGUGGUAUUUAUCAUUAACUACUUCAGAAAAGUGGUAUUUAUCAUUAACUGCUUCAGAAAAGUGGUAUUUAUCAUUAACUGCUUCAGAAAAGUGGUAGUUAUCAUUAACUGCUUCAGAAAAGUGGUAUUUAUCAUUGGCUGUUCCAGAAAAGUGGGAUUUGUUCUAAAGAUGCGUGUGUGAAGUUAAACUCAAGAAACUAUUGGUACAAGCCACUAUGAAACAUUGAUAUUUAUCGUUGAAAUCUGGCUAAUACGUAGCAGAGCACUGAGGUUCUCUCAGAGUCGUGACAAUGAAUUUUGACAAUUAGAAUUGUGAGAUUAGAACGGUGGUGUUGUUGAGAAAUAGCUACACACCAUUGAGGUGAUCUGGACUUUAUGUUAAACCACUGCCAACUCGUGUGUCAGAACAUUGCCAAAGUGUGUACAUGACUUGAGCACGGCCAAAGUGUGUACAUGUGUAAGCAGUGUACAUGUGUAAACACUGCCAAAUGUAUGAAGAAUUAAACUGGCUUGUGUUGAUGACGCAUGUGUUUACGCUAGAUCUAUGAACGUUAAUUUGCUUGAUAUUCAGUCAGCCAAUAGCUGGUCUGCUUGCUGUUAUUAUUGUAGUUGUCUUGAAACAAGUCGUCUGAUGUUGCUACUAUAAACAGCCAGUACUGCUCCCUUAGCUGGCCUUAGCAUAGACACCCCUACUCCUCUACCACCCUGCUCCUCUACCAUGGACACCCCUCUACCAUGGACACCCCUACUCCUCUGCCACGGACACCCCUCUACCAUUGACACUCCUACUCUGCUCCCCUCCCAUCUAAUUGCUCUUGACAUCAUUCUUUCAAAUUCUUGCCGAGACUUGUUGUAGAGUCUUACCUUAAAGUCUUACAUUACAUCUUACCUUAAAGUCUUACCUUAAAGUCUUACAUUACACCUUAACUCUAACAUGACAUGAGCUGGCACUUUACUUGACCAAUCAACCAUCUGACCAAUCGAUUACAUGUCCAUUCACCAAUGUCCAGUUUCCACAUAUGCUCGUCCAUUCACCAUAACCAUGCUAAAAAUAGUAUGUUUGUAUUCCGUUUUUUUCAUUAUAAAACUGAAAUAUUUUCCAAAAGUGCUUUUUGUACUAUACUGAUGAUAUAAUCAGAUGAUAUUUUGCUCUCUGGGACCUAAUUAAAUUGUAAUUACUGUACAUAUUUUAAAAGCAAAGUGCUCAUCAUUUUAUAAAUUACUCUAAAAUCUAAUUUUAAUUAUUGGAUUAUUAUUGCGCUAUUACAACGUAAUGAUUAGUUAGUAGGCCAUUAAAACCCAUGAAUAAAUGUACGAAGUGGUAUAAAAUAAAAUACCAAACUAUAUUUAAAUAUUUUAUUAUUGCAUGUUGUCAUUGUGUUUAAUUGUAUAUUAAUUAAGUCAACGUUACAAUCUGUUUAUUUUAAAAUUGUUGUGAAAAAAACGUUAUAGAAUUGGCCUUGGGAGAUGUACCAUUUUAACAGUACACUGAAUUCCCGAUACAUGUUUUGAAUUCCCGAUAAAUUUCUAAUUUUAUCGCUGGUGUUUUUAUAGGUGAGUUGUGUUCAGCCUCUUGAUAUAGAUUGUGACUGUGUUAAUUUUGCCAAGUUAGCAGAACUUGGGGCGGUGAUGCUGGCAACAAUCAUAAAACAAUCAUCUGCUAGUGAUUGACAAGGAUUGCAUCAGUGUAGCCGAAUAAACUGUAGCAUAAUAUUUAAUUUUUUGAGCUAAUUUUUUGUAUGUAUACAACUUGUUUGAAGUUCAUAUCAAAGCAUAAUUGUUUGUUGUAAAUGAUAUAGCGGGUAGUUGAAUGUAGAGGGGGUAGUUUGAAGUGACACGUGAACAAUGACACGUGAUCGACUAUAUGUGUUGAAUGUGGAAGAAGAUGAUUGGUUGAAAAGUUUAUGUGAAAAUCACAUCACAUGUUUGUUGAUAAAUUCUACGGGUUGAUGAAGAUCACAUUUUGAUGUGUUUACAAAAAUUGCUAAAUUUAUUGGAAAUUGUGUGAAUAAAAAUUGAUG